GCGGACUCGAUUUGCAGGAGGUAGGGAGGAGAAGGCUGCCUAGGCCGCCGUCCUUUGGGGAAAGAGGGAGGCUAGUGGGGGAGGCUGGGAGCCCCCUACCCUGGGAACGACUCAGUGGCAUCCGGUGGAUAAAGAACCAAAGCGACCAGAAAAGUAAUGGCAUUUGCACCUCCCAAAAACCUAGAGGGUCCCAAGAUGCAAACCAAGAUGAGCGCGUGGACCCCCCUGAACCAUCAGCUUAUGAAUGAUAAGGUGUUUGAAGAAAGAAGAGCCCUGUUGGGGAAAUGGUUUGAUAAAUGGACUGAUCUCCAGAGGCGAAGAGUGCUGAUGGAUCUGUUAGAGCGCUGCUCUCUGCCACAGCUGAAGUUCUGGGUCAAGCAACUGCAUGAUCGUGUUCCAGCUGAAGCACUGGAUUUCACGUCAAAGCUCCCCAAGGUGUUGUCCCUGUACAUCUUUUCUUUCUUGGACCCGCGGAGCCUCUGUCGAUGUGCCCAGGUGAGCUGGCACUGGAAAUACUUGACGGAGUUGGAUCAACUGUGGAUGCCAAAAUGUCUGCGUUUUGGGUGGUAUAUCAACUUCUCUCCAACCCCGUUUGAACAAGGAAUCUGGAAGAGACAUUACAUUGAAAUGGCAAAAGAGUUCCUCGUUACUAGGCCUAUGAUUGUCCCAAAAGACAACUUCGUGGUGGCUGAUGUUCAGCCAGUAGCCAAAGAGACCCCGGAGGCGAAACAGUCCUUGUCCUCAAUCCUGCAAUUAGGAAAAAAAUUGGAGAAGGAGAAAAGAGGGCUCCCCCCAUGGCGUUCUUCAGAUAAGCAUCCGAUGGACAUCAUCAGAUUCAAUUACUUGGACAACUAUGAUCCUAUUGAGCAAGCGAGACAAGCUAGAAAAAAAGAAGGAGGGCUAACCCAAGACCUCAGCCUGCAAACUUUUCAGAAAAAAAGGAAACCAAGCAGUGGAACAUACAGACUUCGGAAAGCAAAGUCAUUGCAGCCUAGUGCUGAGUUGCCAAGAAUGCAGACGGGUAGAACUCAGAUGUCCCUCUCGACAGACUUUGACUCGCACCCCAAGUUUCCAGUUCGCCCAAGCUGGGCUACUCAUCAGUCAAAUGGCUAUCCUGUUACUAAAACAACAGCUAAGCUCCUUGCCCAGAGUGCCCAGUGGAAUGCUGGGAUACGACCAGCACCUGUUCAGGGUCCAGUCCCAAAGCUGAGCAAGAAAGGGAAGAUGGCUUUUGCAAGAGCAAGAAGCUCACCAACAUCGCCAUUCUUUGAAAGCCAACCUUGGGAAGUUCCAUCAUCCAGCCGUGUUUCCGAUUCAGACUAGGAAGAUGCGGAAAGGGGAAACCGUCACAGCCGAAUUAGACUCUGAAGAGGAAAUGCUGCUUUUCUCAACGUUGCAGAGCCACAAGCCAGAGUUGCUGGGAUGAGAUGGGCAGCUGGACUGGUGUGUUUCCCCACUCCCAUGUGGCAGCCUCGCUGGGACAGGGAGCAAAUGCAUUGGCAGCUGGCUGCCCCCUAGCUCCACAGUGUGUGAACCCUCAAGUCCAGGAUGCUUCAGAGCUGCGCUAGUGGCUGCAG
This is a messenger RNA of Sphaerodactylus townsendi, 1577 nucleotides long. RefSeq names its product F-box protein 16 (gene FBXO16). Gene Ontology annotation, molecular function: protein binding. The record is from RefSeq and is a predicted model, not a curated record. The coding region runs from base 157 to 1323 and encodes 388 amino acids. NCBI's taxonomy places the organism in Eukaryota, Metazoa, Chordata, Lepidosauria, Squamata, Sphaerodactylidae. The transcript has 10 exons.